GGAGUUACCUCGGUGAGCGUGAAGGCGGAGCCCGCUCCGAGGGGCGGGCUCGAGGCGGGGAGAGGGGCGGGGCUCCAGGGACCUGUUGAUCGCAGGUGUCACUGGCCUGACUGGUCCCUGGGUAUUGGGGCGUAUGCGCAUGCUCUGCUCACAGGGUCGGGCUCUGGGCGGCGGAGACCAGCCGCCUGUGCUCCAGUUCCCGGUGAGCCUUGGUACUGUGGCAGCAGUCAGUGUGUCUGGCGGGUGUCGGCGUGAAGCGGGACUGGGCCAGCGGGAGGUAGCUCUGUGGGAGUGGAAGGCCUGUAUUUCUCUACCUGGACCGCACGCUCCUCGCGCAAGGAGGGUAGAGCUCAAGUUCCGUGAUGAUGGUCUAAGCAAACACCCUUCGUCCUGUUAAAGAUAAAUUAAAAAAAAAAACAAAAACAAAAAAAACAAAGGGAACAAAACUUACUCUGCAAAAGUAAUAUAUGAUUUACCUGCUGUUGUCAUAAGAAUUCCAAAUAGACAAACUCGGUAUGCUUGGGAUUUGCUUUACAUUCUAAGUGGAUUUGGAGAAGAGACAAUAAAGAAUAAGCAGUCAAUUCUAUAAUAUAUUUAGAAGGAGAAAAGUGCCAAGGAGGAAUGAAAAAGUAGAGCAAGAGACAGCAUCUUGCUGCCACCCAGGCUGGAGUGCAGUGGUGCAGUCUUAGCUUACUGCAGCCUCAAACUUCUGGGCUCAAGUAAUCCUCCCGCCUCAGCUUCCUGAGUAGCUGAGAUUACAGAUUUGCUUUGAGGUCACAUUGAUAUGAAAUAUGGAGUCACCUUUCAUAACUUCACCUGGGAAAGAGAGAGAAAACUUUCUUGUUAAAAAAACAUAAGGAAAACAAACAACCAAAGGAAUCAUGCCAAAUGCCAACUCUACAUCUUUUUGUAUUAUUAACAUAUUUUAUGCAUCAAGACAAAUGGCUUAUGCAUUAAAGGGGAUGAUUCGUUCAUCAGUAUUUUUAGCCAUUAAAAAAAAUCGUUUUCAUAUUAACCUUAUACAGCUCCCAUAAAAUUUAACACAUAUAAACAUCUUUAACGCCUUGUUUAAAAUAGCUUUUUUUUUUAGUGCUUAGAACUUCAAUGUUUAUGCACCCUAUUGUUACUUGUCAAAGUCUUUAAGAGUUUAUAACAUCAGGAAAGAUAUGGACUUGGAAACUUACAUUAUUAAAAUAGGCUGCAGUGGAUUUAAUUGGACAAUUCAAGACAUCCAUUUUAUUGUCCAAAAUAUUACAUAAAAGUGUACAGUUUUUAGCCUAAAUGCAAACAAAGUUGCUUGAAAAUGGCAUGGGUAAAAUUCUUACGGAAACCUGGUGGCAAUCUUGGAAAAGUUUAUCAGCCUGGAAGUAUGCUAUCACUAGCCCCUACCAAAGGCUUGUUAAAUGAACCAGGACAAAACAGCUGCUUUCUUAAUAGCGCUGUACAGGUUUUAUGGCAAUUGGAUAUAUUCCGACGAAGCUUGCGGGUUUUGACUGGACAUGUUUGUCAGGGAGAUGCCUGUAUAUUUUGUGCAUUGAAGAUGAUAUUUGCACAGUUCCAACACAGUCGAGAAAAAGCACUUCCCUCAGAUAACAUAAGGCAUGCUCUUGCAGAAAGUUUCAAAGAUGAGCAGCGAUUUCAACUUGGCCUUAUGGAUGAUGCUGCGGAGUGCUUUGAAAAUAUAUUGGAGAGGAUUCAUUUUCACAUAGUGCCAAGCAGAGAUGCAGACAUGUGUACCUCUAAAUCUUGUAUCACUCACCAGAAGUUUGCUAUGACUCUGUAUGAACAGUGUGUGUGUCGUAGCUGUGGAGCAUCAUCAGAUCCUCUACCUUUUACAGAAUUUGUGCGGUACAUUUCUACAACAGCCUUAUGCAAUGAGGUUGAAAGAAUGUUGGAAAGGCAUGAACGCUUUAAACCUGAAAUGUUUGCAGAAUUGCUACAAGCAGCAAAUACAACAGAUGACUAUAGGAAAUGUCCUAGUAACUGUGGCCAAAAAAUAAAAAUUCGCCGUGUUUUAAUGAAUUGCCCAGAGAUUGUUACAAUUGGUUUAGUCUGGGACUCCGAGCAUUCUGACUUGACCGAAGAUGUUGUUCGGAAUCUAGCAACACAUCUUUAUCUUCCUGGGCUUUUUUAUAGAGUUACUGAUGAAAAUGCCAAAAAUAGUGAACUUAACCUUGUUGGUAUGAUCUGCUACACCAGCCAACAUUAUUGUGCCUUUGCAUUUCACACCAAAAGUUCCAAAUGGGUAUUUUUUGAUGAUGCAAAUGUGAAAGAGAUUGGAACUAGAUGGAAAGAUGUUGUCUCCAAAUGCAUUCGAUGCCACUUUCAGCCACUACUUUUGUUUUACGCAAACCCAGAUGGCGCAGCAGUUUCUACUGAGGAUGCACUCAGGCAGGUCAUCAGCUGGUCACAUUACAAAUCUGUUGCAGAAAAUAUGGGAUGUGAAAAGCCUGUAAUUCAUAAGUCAGAUAAUUUAAAAGAAAAUGGAUUUGGUGAUCAGGCAAAGCAGAGAGAAAAUCAGAAAUUUCCAACUGAUAAUAUUUCAUCAUCUAAUCGGAGCCACAGUCACACAGGUGUAGGGAAAGGACCAGCUAAGUUAAGUCACAUUGAUCAAAGGGAAAAGAUAAAAGACAUUUCCAGAGAAUGUGCUCUGAAAGCUAUUGAACAGAAAAACUUACUUUCUUCACAAAGGAAAGAUUUAGAGAAGGGACAAAGAAAAGAUUUAGGACGACAUAGAGAUUUGGUUGAUGAAGACCUUUCACAUUUCCAAUCUGGAUCACCUCCUGCCCCAAAUGGUUUUAAACAACAUGGGAAUCCACAUCUAUAUCAUAGUCAAGGAAAAGGAUCAUAUAAACAUGACCGAGUUGUACCUCAGAGUCGAGCUUCUGCACAAAUAAUAAGUUCAAGUAAAUCCCAGAUUCUUGCUCCAGGAGAGAAAAUAACUGGCAAAGUUAAGAGUGACAAUGGCGCUGGAUAUGACACAGACAGCAGCCAAGAUUCUAGGGAUAGAGGAAACAGCUGUAAUAGCAGCAGUAAAAGCCGGAACCGAGGUUGGAAACCUAUGAGAGAAACAUUAAAUGUUGAUAGUAUUUUUAGUGAAAGUGAAAAAAAACAGCAUAGUCCAAGACAUAAACCAAAUAUCAGUAAUAAGCCUAAAUCUAGCAAGGAUCCAAGUUUUAGUAAUUGGCCAAAAGAGAAUCCAAAGCAAAAAGGUUUAAUGACCAUAUAUGAAGAUGAAAUGAAGCAGGAAAUAGGAAGCAGAAGUUCCCUUGAAUCUAAUGGAAAAGGAGCAGAGAAAAAUAAAGGCCUUGUAGAGGGUAAAGUGCAUGGUGAUAAUUGGCAGAUGCAAAGGACUGAGUCUGGAUAUGAAAGCAGUGAUCACAUCAGUAAUGGAUCUACUAAUUUGGACUCACCUGUUAUCGAUGGAAAUGGUACAGUAAUGGAUAUCAGUGGUGUUAAAGAAACAGUAUGCUUCAGUGACCAGAUUACGACAAGCAACCUAAAUAAAGAACGUGGGGACUGUACCUCCCUUCAGAGCCAACAUCACUUAGAAGGCUUUAGAAAAGAACUCAGGAAUUUGGAAGCAGGCUAUAAAUCUCACGAAUUCCACCCAGAAUCACAUUUACAAAUAAAAAAUCAUUUGAUAAAAAGAUCACAUGUACAUGAAGACCAUGGAAAGUUAUUUCCUUCAUCCAGUCUACAAAUACCCAAGGACCAUAAUGCAAGAGAACAUAUCCACCAGUCAGAUGAACAGAAACUUGAAAAACCAAAUGAAUGCAAAUUUUCUGAGUGGCUUAAUAUAGAAAAUUCUGAGAGAACAGGUUUGCCUUUUCACGUUGAUAACUCUGCUUCUGGGAAGAGAGUGAACAGUAAUGAACCAUCUUCAUUAUGGUCUUCACACCUAAGAACUGUUCGGUUAAAGCCAGAAACUGCUCCUCUCAUCCAGCAGCAAAAUAUUAUGGAUCAAUGUUACUUUGAGAACUCUCUAUCCACAGAAUGUAUAAUUCAGUCAGCCAGCAGAUCUGAUGGGUGUCAGAUGCCAAAACUUUUUUGCCAGAAUCUACCACCCCCUUUGCCACCAAAGAAAUAUGCUAUAACCAGUGUGCCACAGUCAGAGAAAAGCGAAUCUACACCUGAUGUCAAACUUACAGAGGUGUUUAAAGCUACCUCUCAUCUUCCGAAGCACAGUUUAAGUACAGCUUCAGAACCAAGUUUAGAAGUGAGUACACAUAUGAAUGAUGAAAGACAUAAAGAAACAUUUCAAGUGAGAGAAUGUUUUGGCAACACACCAAACUGUCCAUCCAGCUCCUCAACUAACGAUUUUCAGGCAAACUCAGGUGCCAUUGAUGCAUUUUGCCAACCAGAACUAGACUCUAUUUCUACCUGUCCAAAUGAGACAGUUGCAUUAACUACCUAUUUUUCAGUUGAUAGCUGCAUGACGGAUACAUAUAGAUUGAAAUACCAUCAGAGGCCCAAGCUGUCUUUUCCAGAGAGCAGUGGCUUUUGUAAUAAUUCACUAUCUUAGAGUGAAAAAGGACUAGACCUGUGUUACAUAAUAAUCUUGGUUCAAGCUGCCCUUCUGAACAAAGAUAUAAACCUAGCAUACAUUGUAAUAGAUAACUGGUAAAAUUGACCAACUUUUACUUCUCAGAGGCCAUUUAAAUAUAAUAGGAACCUACUGACCAAACCUAGUGAUACAUAAAAUUAAAGCCUGUGGCAUCUUUAAAGUUGUUAAUCACUAUACAUACGUACGUGUAUAUGUGUAUACACAUAUAUAAUUUUAUGAUCAAUAUCUUAGAUAUUUUAGAAAUUCCCUUUGAAUAGUCUUGGCGUGCUGUGAAAAAUAGAAAAUCAGGGAGAUAUAAUAAUUCAUUUGUCAUAUGCUACAGUUGAAUAAAAAUUAAAUUUGUCCCCCUAUUUUGUGGCCAGUAGACUGGGAAGUAUUAAACUAACCAGUACUCAUGUAUGGAGAUUAUAAACUAUGCUAAUUGAAAAGUACCAGGUGAUACAUAGCCUGGUACUUUUUUGUCAAAGAAUUGCUUUAUGAAGAAGCACUUUCUAAUGGGUAACCAGAAAAGGGCUUCACCCAUUUGUUUUUGACUUCUAUGAUAGUCACUGCAUAAGAUCCUUUUAAGUGUCUUAAAAAAAAUGACUUAUGAAUUUGAUAGCAUUUGGGGAAAAAAAGCCUUAUAUGAUUAACAAUUUGUAAGUUUUCAAGAUCAGAUGGAAUUUAAUUUUGCUCCUAGAAUUUUUGUCUUCAGAAUAUCUAGUUAAGAUAAAUUAGGCCUUUGACUAUUAUAGGUAUUCAUAAAUGCUACUUUAGCCAUGUAAGUUAAAAAGUUAAAAUACUUAAACUUUAUUUAUUUAUCUCGUUACUUUUUUUCUAAUUUUAUAUGAAAUGUGAAAGGUCUUUAUUUUGGUUUGGUUUACUUUGGGCUGCUAACCACCAGUGUUAGGAAUUAAUGUAGGGCCCCCUCUUAUUGGGAAUGUCACUGUAAUUGCCUACAUUUUCUUUGCUGUAAUAUUACCUGCUUAUAGGUUGUCAACCCAUUUUAUCUGAAUUUGAAAAUCUAUCUAGGUUUCCAGAUUAAAUUUCUACCUUUCAUAUAGAGAGUUUAAUUUUAAUAAAAUGUUUAAUUAGAGCAUCCUUCCCUUUUAUUCUACUUUGAACAAAUAGUAAUUUUACCCCAACUACUUUUCAUGAAGAGUGCUUUGAAAAUUAAAGGAAUUUUUAUUAUUAUGGUAACCUUAUGAGUAAAAAUAAGUUACUUUAAUUGCUUUAUUUCGUUAGUUGUCAUUUUAUUUUGUACUAUGCUGGUAAACUAAUUGUGGUUUAGAAUAGUUUUAUGUUCACUCCUGAUAACUGAGAAACAGAACUAAAGUUUUCCUUACAUUCCUAAAUGGAUAAACCUCAUAUUCAAUAAACUAGUAAAUGUAGCCACUUGACUGAUUGCGUAAAUCGUGUUAAAACAUUCUAAUAUGUUGUAAAUAAUUUAAUGUGAAUACUGUUAGAUAAACAGAAAAUAAUUGCUUAUAAAAGUCUAACUUCACCCAGUUACCAAGUCUUGGCCAAAUUUUAUCUUCUGCCUAUAGUUUUUACUAGCCUUUUUAAACUGUAAUAGUGAGUGAUCAUUACUUUAUAUUCUCGUAAGUUAGAAAUACUUGAAUGCCAAAUUAAUUUUAUCUUUUAAGAAAGCUUAUUUUUAACAUAAUUUUUUAGUAUGGAGGGUUUGUAAAUAAUGUAAAGUUUGUAAACCUGUAUUUAAAAUACCAAAGUUUUUACUUCUUUUAUAACAUUGUAAGAUACUAGAAAAAUGGGCUUCAAGUUUUUUAAUAGCUUUCACAAAGUUUGUGUAGUUUUUUUUUUUUUCUAUUUGGUUAAGAUGUGAGUUGGAAAUGUAUUAUUUGAAACAUUUAAACUAAUUUUUGUAUUUAACAGCAGUCUCAGACAUUUGUCUUUUCAACUCAGUUGAGUUGUAGACAUCAAAUAGAAAUGUCCAGUUGAAACCUCCUGACUCAUGUACUACUACACAAACUAGAAAAUGACCAUUUAUUUUUAUGUUGAUUCAACACUCCAAAUACAGAUUGAUACAUAUAUACUAAUCAUUUUAUUUCAUGUAAAAGUUUUACAUCUAGGGUGCCUAUUUAUUUUUAUAGAUGUUUUCAUCCAGUUAUAAGCUUAUUAUAACUUUGUAAAUAUUUCAGCCAACAGUUGUAAUGUUUAAAAUACUUACCUUCAGAAUGUUAUAUUUUCAUGUGAAAUCAAUUUCUUCUAAUUCAAAAAAAUUUUAAGAUAAACUGAUUUUUAAGUUUA
Molecule: messenger RNA, 6814 nt
Organism: Pan troglodytes (chimpanzee)
Lineage: Eukaryota; Metazoa; Chordata; Mammalia; Primates; Hominidae
Gene: USP53
Product: ubiquitin specific peptidase 53
Exons: 19
Coding region: 1304-4525 (1073 amino acids)
Biological process (GO): sensory perception of sound; protein deubiquitination; response to auditory stimulus
Cellular component (GO): cell-cell junction
Molecular function (GO): cysteine-type deubiquitinase activity
Source: RefSeq, a predicted model, not a curated record